This is a messenger RNA of Marmota flaviventris (yellow-bellied marmot), 1092 nucleotides long. RefSeq names its product SPATA31 subfamily F member 3 (gene Spata31f3). Lineage: Eukaryota; Metazoa; Chordata; Mammalia; Rodentia; Sciuridae. The record is from RefSeq and is a predicted model, not a curated record.
AUGUUGAUUCCUGCCUUUGUUGUAUGGGAUGCGGGAUGUCCCUUCUAUACCUAUGGAUCCAUCUUCAUUAUUGCAUUAAUUAUUUGGCAAGUGAAAAAGAGGCACCAAAAAUUAAAGUCGGAACCUAAUGAAACCUGUUGCCAGCAUCACGGAACAGUCAAACAAAAGUCUAAAGAUAGAACAUCAAAAGCUAAGAAAACUUCCCAGGAAGAAGCUGAGAAGCUGAGGAAGCUGCUCUCUGUCAUGAAAAGCCACGGCUGGCUUCCCCAGGUGGAAAGUAUACGGCGGCUCCUGUGUGCAGAUCCUGGCUGCCAAAUCUGCAAUUCUCUAGCUCUGGACAUUCAGCAAUUGCUGGAGUGUGACAACAACCAGAUCUCCCCUUCUUUAUUGGGGUCACUGCAGAGCUCUGCUUGCCUAGACACAUUGUCCACAUCAGGUGUGUCUUAUGAGCAGGAUUCCCUGGACUCCAGACAGUUUUCACAGGCAUCUGGCCCCAGUCUGUCACAAUUGGGUCAGAAACCUUUAAUUCAUUCAGCUAUCCAGUCAACUGAUACAGCCAGUGUCCACAAUGUCUGCCCUGACCACCUCCAGCAAAAGCAGAAAUCUCAAGUGCCAAAAAAGCCUCAGGAUGCAGGGGCUCUGUCUUCUUCAAGCCUUGAGGAGCCUAAGAUUCCUGUGAACCAGAAGGAGAGAAGGAAGCACAACUCUGCACUUGUCCCCAAGAACAAAGGAGCUCCAGAAAUUGACUUGGGAAAUACGAUGAAGCUCUAUUCGCACUGGAUUAACCCUGAAGUGAAAGCUCACAGGCAUGAGGAACCCAUUUCCCCAUCUAAGGCUGAGAAAGUGACCCGAUCCAGGACAAAAGAGGUUAAGAAGGGUCCAACCCACACCAAAGACCGCGUGGGAGGAGCUAGGUUGGAGAAGAAAACAGAGAACCCCAUGGCCCUGCCUCCCCCUACUGAGAAGGAGCACUUGUCUUUCCUUGAUGUCCUCAGUGCCUUCACCAACAGUUCCAGCAAGACGACCUUCAGUCCAGCCAACCUUAAGGACUGUGCCACUCAUAAAACUGCUCCAAAUUCUGUUGUCAACUGA